AAGUUAAACAACUUAAACAACUUCAACAACAAAUGAUUACAACCGAAACAGUUCCCUGGAGUGAUGAUCUCGAGAAUCGUCUCUGCCAGCUAUACGAGAAGGAUGACGUCAUGGACAUAUUUUGGGGCCGAAACAUUCUCACCGGUGAAACAACAUGGAAUGUUUACGUGGUUACCCGCGGUUUUGGCCUACGCGAAUGGAAAGAAGAAGUCGCAGGUCAAUUAAUUCGUUUCAUACCAGAAGGAAAAGGGUUUAUGGAUCCACCACAAAGUUCCCAUGAUCCUAUGCCAACUUGGAAAAAGGUCCCACAAGAUUUACAGAAGGCUUUUGAUAAAGCUUUAAACAAUGAACUGGGACCAUCGUUCCGGAAAGUACAUUAUAAUCUGGUUGGUAUGAAUACUGGGUAUAAGCGAACUCAAGGUAAAUUUACCGAAAAACCUGCUAUUAUACUAUAUGUUCGCCAAAAGGGAAUUUUGCGCCAUGGUUGUGACAUAUUCCCGGAUAAGAUUUGUGAGUAUCCGGUAGAUGUUGUCGAGGCUUGUGUUGCAACUCCUUAUGGUUUUGGUGCGAGUAGAUGUAUAGAUUAUCAGGAGAAUGUUAAGUUGGGAUCGAGUAUAGGAGUGUUAGAACCACAGAGAACAUCUGGAACUCUCAGUGCUGUCGUUCAUGACAAAGAUUCAAAACAAAUAGGUAUCCUCUCAUGUGAACAUGUAUGCAGAUCUAGUGAAUCGAGUCCUGGAACGGGUGUCAUAAUCUAUCAGCCUUCGCAUAAGGAUAUAAACGAACGGAAACAAACAUUCAUUGAUAUGGCGAAUGAUGAUAAAACAUACAAAGAAAUCUCUGAAAUGUACUGUAGUAAAAUUGAAGAGAAUAGACAGAAUUCUUCCCUAGCUUGCUAUGAGCGUGGCAUGCGAAGAAACUUUCACUCUAAGGCACUUCAAAAGGACUUUGGUGUUGAUGUCGCAUUUUGUGUUUUCACAAACAAAAAUCGUACAUUAUGCUCAAGUGAAUUUUCAGUUUACCCAGAGGUCUUCAAAAAAGCAAAACUUUCCGAAAACACCCGUCUAAAUGGCUUUUAUAAAUAUGAAGAGUUUUAUAACAUCGAUGAAAUUGAAGUCUUUAAAGUAGGAAGGGAAACAGGUCUUUCUUGCGGAAAAUUGGUUCCUGUUAUUACUUCUGUUUCCAUUGAUCUUAUAAACAAGAGCAUUAAAUCCGCAGAAAGUUUUGGUGAAAUCCCACAAACCUCAAGUACUAAAUUUACAGACAAGGAAUAUUUCAUUGGAUACAUGAAGUCACCAAUUUACGAAAAUCGUCAGAAAUGUUACCCUACUGUGUGGUUUGACCGGCAAUUAAUUAUUAAAUUCGAAUUUGGAGGAUUUGAAU
Molecule: messenger RNA, 1383 nt
Organism: Acaulospora morrowiae
Lineage: Eukaryota; Fungi; Glomeromycota; Glomeromycetes; Diversisporales; Acaulosporaceae
Source: the annotation of a GenBank genome assembly